This is a messenger RNA of Brassica rapa (field mustard), 5537 nucleotides long. RefSeq lists its product as uncharacterized. Lineage: Eukaryota; Viridiplantae; Streptophyta; Magnoliopsida; Brassicales; Brassicaceae. The record is from RefSeq and is a predicted model, not a curated record.
AUGUGAACUUUCAACAAGCAUGUCCUACUUAUCAUUCUUCUCCUUUUCUCGAGUCGCUUCAGCAUCAUCAAGAAUUUUGUAAAGGAAGGCUCUUUCAGUGUCCUUCCAGCUGGUUAGAGAUCAUGGAUGUAGUUGACUGAACCAGCUGAAUGCAUCCCCAUAGAUAAAUAGGGGAAGAUCUUGCAGAGCAUGUGGUAUUCAGACACUUCAUUCUGCUCACUCCUUGACACGAGAUCCUCAAGCUCUUCGAUGUGGUUUUUGGGAUCUUGGUGAAGAAGACCCUCGAAGGGGUCUUGACUUACCCAAUCAUACCACGCUCGGCUCAGGUCAAAGUCAUUCAUCUCAGCAGCAACAAUCAAAUCAGAGAUCACAUCACCCUGAGCAUUAAUCAAUUGUCAUGCGUUGUUGCGAGUGCGACCUUCUUCGUCUCUUAACAUCUCAUUCUCGUCGACUUUAAGUAUGAGCACUUCGAUCAUCUCUGUCACCCCGCAGAUGGUGUUGUAUUUCACCGGAUGAAUAGUGCCCAGAUGAACAGUAACCUUAUGUUUAUCACUAUUAGUAGUAGAAUGAAGUUAGUUUUUCUGUAGUCCGAUUAAAAAAUACUCAUGUACCAAAUAUAGUUGUUAAAUUUAAUAUUUAAUAUAAUUUUAAGAUUAGAAAACUAUGAACGUAAGUUUUGGAAUUUUCACAUCUAUGAAAAAUUGUUAUAGUUAAAAGCCUGAUUUUUCAAAAUCUGAAAGAUUUAGUAACUUUUAUUUUUUUAGCACUAUAAAACAUUUUUUUGAUUAACUUGGAGAUAUUUCGAAUUUAUGGAGAGAACAGACUAAUCUUAAAGAGUGGUGUACCAUGGAUAUACUCUUUCUCCGAGUAUUCGGAUAGACCGAAAACAAAGACUCAUAUCCAUGUGGAUGUCCAGGAUAAUGUGAUUUAGUUCGUGCAUCAAGUGGAUUAAAACGUAUUUACUUCCCUAACUCUUUCUCUUUUCCUUUCCCUUACCACUCGGCCACAAAAUCGCGAAAUGAUACACUGUUAAAAUAAAUUACAGUUUUUUCUUUAAUUUUUGGAUCACAGUGGUUAUAGCCUAUCAGUUUCAUUGUUGAGCAGAGAAGUCAACCGCCACAAAGGUGAUGAAUAGUGUUGGUUUUGCUACGUAGAUUUACGUUAUGCCACUAAUUAAGAACACUUCGCAUUAGAUGGAACAAUAACAUCAAUAAAAUGAAAAAGAAAGAUUGUGAAACUACAAAAAGUUAUAAAUCAUUGUAUUCCGUUCGUUUAGUCGUACCAAUGAAAACUAGAGUAUGUUAUCUAGACUGUAUAAAUGUCAAGCAGGAUAUGAUCAAAGAAAACGAAUACGACGGAAACACAACAAAUAACCAAAAAAGAGAAGAAAAUAGUUGAUAAAGAUGGAAGUGGAGAAAGAGAGAAGGCAUGUGGAGAUCACAUGGUAUUACUCUGCGCAUUACUCUGCCCACCUCAAACUCCUAAUACAUUGGUCCUGUAAAUCAUACACAUUUACCCAUCUCUGGCUCCGCCAUUUUUAUCACCUAAUCAUUUGCCAAUUUGCAUCAUAUUUCAAAUUUUUAGAUUUUAAUAGUCGUUUGGUUAAUAAAAAUACAUUUCUUAUUGUUAACGUCAGCUUUUUUUUUUACAUUUAGACGAAGGAAAAUAACACAAAUCACAUUCAAAAUAUUUUUUUUCCCGAUAGUACGGAAUGGGAAACAGUGAUAGAAACUAAUAUUUUCUGUAUCAAAAACUUCAGAAUUUGUCGUUCAAACGAACAUACAUCACCAGUAACUAAACUGAGAUUAAGCAUUUAUAUAUUAUUAUAAGAGAAGUACUCAUUAAAAAAUACUCUUAAAUUUUCUAACUUAUUUACACUUUCAUGCCAUUGAGAAUUAAAUUAAACUAUCUAUUUUAAUACUUGUUUUUUCAGUUAAACUAAUGAGUUUUCCUUAAUCAAAUUUAAACUUAACGUCAUUAAAUAAACCUACAUAUUUUAAUGCUUGUCAUUUUCAGUUAAAUUAAUGAGUUUUCCUUAAUCAAAUUUAAACUUAAUGACAUUAAAUGAACCUAAAAAUACAUCAUAUUUAACGUAGCUUAUUACGGACGAGUACAGUUCAAUAAUAAACUUGAAUUUUAUUUUUACGAAAACGUGAAUCACUUGACGUAUGUAAUAUUUAAAAUAUAUUAACUACAAUAUAACAAAUGCAUAUAACCUUCCUAUACUUUAGUUUGAAAUGAUCAUGCUCAAGUUUUAUAUAGUCAACUUACAUCAUGCAUCGAUCGAUGUACAAUAUUCAAACCACCUAUAGUUUUCGUUUUACUUAUAGGAUGUAUCAACCAACCAAUCAUCCUAUUGAUUUUCUAAGCUUUAUAAAAAAACAAAUCAAUAAAUACAAACUCAAAAUCCAAUAUCUUCUAUUAAUCAAAACAGAAUAUCUCCAGUGUCGUAUCUUUAAUGUACCUAUUAAAUAUAGAAACUGUAAUCAUAAUUACACUAAUUAUAAGAAUAUAUAAGAUUACAACCAAUUGAUAUAUUACUUCGGUAAUUGAUUUGCUUGCAGAAAAAAAAACAAUAAAUUUAAAAUUUGUAAGAAUAUAAAGAUAUAGAGAUUCCAACCAAUUGCCUAUAUUUGUGUAUGAUUUUCGCAUAAUAAGCUUCAAAUUGAACAUUGAAAAAGAUAUAGAGAUUUUUUUAAUCUUUUACCGACAUAGAACUUAAACAAAAUGAAGAGUUAAAUGUAAUUUUUUUGUUCACUUCCCGGAAAAAAACGUUUACAACAUGGGCUUUCAUAAUAUGGUAUUUUAACAUAUUAAUGUUAUGGACAUUUAAUAAUUAUCUUGACGAAAAACAGAGACUAUAAAUAAUUUAUUAUUAAUAAAAUUAUGAAAUUAUUUAGAAUUUGAUGACUAAUUCAUCACCCUUUUUUAUAUGUUAAAUUUUUCAUAGAAGUUUAAAAAUCAUUGUAUUUUCUUUAAACAUGUAUAGUUAAUUUAUAAUCUUUUAUGCCAUACUAAGUCAUAAUAUAAUAUUUUUUCAUAUUUUACAUUAAUAACCAUAGUUUUUAUAUAUCGUCUAUAAUUCUCUAAUUACAUCUAUUUGUUAUAUUUCUUUAUAUGAUAUCGAAUAUUCGUCAUAAAUAGAUGGUUUAAGAUACCAAAAAAUUAUUUAUUUGGUAAAUAUAAUACAUCAAAUAUUACAAAUACAUCAUUUAGUUAAAUAAAUAACCAAAAAUCAAAAAUUCAUACACGCACUGGCGCACGGAUCAGGAUCUAAUAUCGAUUAAAUAUGAAGAACUUGAGUAUUCAGUUAGCCAAUGAACCAAAAAAACCUAUUAUACGUAAGACAAAAGACUUGCUUUUUCUUUCUUUGAGUUUUGUUCUUUUUCUAUUUAUCUUCAUUAGAUGACGAUUUGGCAUCUUUCUCCUUAAGUAGAUACUAACAUAUGCUGUUAUCAAAGUCACCCUUAACUCUAACACCAUUUAGUCUCCAGAGCUCUUGGAUGAAUCCAUAUAUUUUAGUUUUAGUAGAUAUUAAUUAAGCUAACAGUUUAGGCGGUAUUUUAAUACUAGUAAUUAAUUAUAUCGUGUCGGUGCGACGGUGUCUCUAGUCUCAAAUCUUCACAUGUCGAUUAUUUUUUGGUAUUGAUAUAUGAUUAUUCUAUGCAUAAGAUUGACUAACCACAUUUUUAUGUGUACAUGUGUCUGCAUUUGUGUGAGAGUUGGGUGCAUAGGAGAAAAAUAUCAAGAAGUAGCGCAAUGAUCGGUGAAGAAAAAGGAGAUUUGGGUAAAAACAUAAGUAGAAAGUGAGACCCCAUAGAAAGUUGAUGUAAGUGGUUUAUGUUUGUCGUCAGUACUCGAAACCGGAAAGGCAAAUUCUUGACUUUUACUCAUCAUUGUUCAUGUGUCAUGUGCGUAGUCAUAUCUACCACUCAAGCUUAAAAAAAUAUCUAGCAUAGUACCAUGGAAUAUAAAAAUAUCUACUAAUGGUUUACGGUCAGAAAUAGCGUUUAUGUUUCACCACAAACCAAUCAAGCCGAUCUUCAACAUAAGUAAUCAGCUCAAGAAACUUUUGUGUUAUUACUAAGCUUAAUUAUUAGAAGAACCAAUCUUGAUUUUGUCUAGUUUACUGCUUUGGUUAUCUACUUUGAAAUUACUUAGUUGUUUGUUUUUGAGUGAGAAAAGUCUAGCAGGUGAAGGUAGGAUAUAAUCUAACUCUUUACAACGUUUUUGUUUUGGUAAAACUCAUUACAACGUUUUUAUAGUUACAAAAUAGAAAGUGUGGAAUAUAAUUUAUACCUUAUAAUUAUGCUAAUAUUUUCUUCUUCUUUUUUUUAUGACAGAAGAUCAUGGAUUAAACAUUAACUAAUUCAUGAAUGGCUUAUUACAUUAUAGCUUAGAUCUUAUUACAUUAUGAAAAUAGUUUAUAUUUAUGACAGAAAAUCAUGAACAAAAACAUAAACUAACUUACGGUUCAUAUCAAUACCCAAACUACCCAUUUCGAAAACGACCAAACCUAAUUAAUGGAUUAUUAACUUUUACAAACCAUAAUUAAUUAAAACUACUCUAGUUCUUGGUUAUCUGUUCGAAAUGAAUGUUAAGGUGAGACAAAAUGUAAAAUUGUGUAAGUUUGUGAGCAAAGGAGAGAAAGAUCACGUGGGGAGGAUAAGAAAUCGAAUUGAUGGGUUUAUGGGAAUGCUCUUAACACGGAUCUUGCUUUUUUAACAACUCUCUCUCUCCAAUAUUAUUUACUUAUUUUUUAGCAACAUAUUAUUAUCUGUGACAAAACAAAAAGCAAGAUAUUAUUAUCAUUUACUUUUAAUUCGCUUACUAAUUUUUUAUUUUAUUAUAACAAUUCUUAAAAUAUUAAUAAGAGAGAAACUGUUUUGUGUUCACCUGUGGUGUAUAAAUAUAUAGAAUCCUUUCCUCUCCAAUCCAUCUCCAAAAGGAAAGCAAAUAAGCAAUUACCAGUUAAACCUAAUUUUAUCUUUUUAUUUUGGAAAGAAAAUGACUUCAUGGAAGAAAACAAUCGCAACGCCAUUCAAGAAAGCGGCAACGUUCUUUAACCAACCGCAGCAAACGCCACACAACCGCCACGCAAACGCCAAGGCAAGAGAAGAACACGAGAGACGAUCGGUGAAGGAGCUUCAAGGAGACGUCAUGGCUUGUGGUUAUGAAGAUGUCCUCGUCAUGUGGUCAAUUCUUGACAAGUCAAACUCUUCAAACAAUCUCUCUUCUUGAUUGGAUUUCUCACAACGAAAAAUGAGAAACUCUCAUUCAUCUUUCAGCGUAAUUUACAUUACGUUGAACAGAUGGAAUUCGAAUUUCUCUUCUUCUUCUUCUUUUUUCCUUCAAUGUGUAUAGCUUUGUAUUAGAGCCCGCCAUGUGUCUGUUCUUUCUCCUUAUCUUACAUUACAUUACGUGGUCGUGGCUUUUUUCCCCUCUAAAUUAGAGUUUAGUGAAUUUUUAUCCAAUGAUCAGUUCUGAUUCGGAUGUAAUGAAUCCCUGCAAUGAUCUAAUCCAAGUCAUGGUGCCCA